Messenger RNA from Drosophila pseudoobscura, 984 nucleotides. RefSeq names its product pimples (gene pim). Lineage: Eukaryota; Metazoa; Arthropoda; Insecta; Diptera; Drosophilidae. The coding region runs from base 123 to 821 and encodes 232 amino acids. The record is from RefSeq and is a predicted model, not a curated record. The transcript is spliced from 4 exons.
AUUGAUUUUUUAAUGUAAUUCCUAUCGCUACAACAAUUUAGUGCCCGCAAACAUAUGUUUGAAUUUGAUAUCUGCUACUAUAACUAACUAAGAAAAUUUCGUUGGCAGAAAUUUAUUGAAGAAUGGAGCAGAUUUUUUUGGCCAAGGAAAAUCCAGUAUCGUCGAUAUCCAUCAAAAAGAAUGCAUUGUCUAUUAAUAAUAGUAGCAUAAAACAAAAUGCCAGAAAAUUAGUUCUGGGAAAGCUGGAAAAUGUGAUGCAUCAAAACCAAACGCCAUUUAAAAGUGAUUCCAUAUCAUUCCCUAAGAGCGUUGCAAAAUUGCCACUUCAGAAUUUCCAUAGAAAUUAUGAUAAUGAACGUGGAGAAGCCAUUCUGAAAGUUACACCUAAUUACUUGGGUUUCUAUUCUUUAAAAAAUGAAAUAUGUUCCCAGAGUGCCUAUGAAAACUUAUUUGAUUAUAUGGACUUUUCAAGUACGAAGUGCUUGAAUAAAUGCUGGAGACCUUUACUUUUUGUCGCUAAUGAUCAUUUCGCAAAAGGAGGUCGACAUGUACAUUCGUAUUUAACAAUUGCUGAAAUAUGGUUGGAUAAUCAAUCUGGUAGAACUACUUUUACUCAAACGAUUUUAAAUGAUCUUGGCGACUUAGUAGAAACUUUGGAAACUGAGUGCUGCAUCUCAAUAUACAAUGUUUUUUGUGACAACUUUGACAGGGACAAUUGUUCCAAACAAGAUAUUGAUAACACUGGGACUGAACAAUGCGAGUAUAAGUUGGACUCACAUAUGGCGCUGCCAAAUUUAGAUGAUAUAGAUAUACCUUUUUAGACAUGAUAAAUUAAGCACGCUGACGUCCUAUCGGGCGUUUGUCUCUUACUAAAUUAAUAUACUUUAAAAAAAAUUUUAAAUUGGCAUUCCCUUGUUUUUUGAUGUGCCCAUUACAUAUGUUAGUUAAAGUCACCAAUAAAAUUUUAAUGAUAUAUUAACAGUU